This is a messenger RNA of Passer montanus (Eurasian tree sparrow), 1405 nucleotides long. It is a transcript of the gene GAMT, whose product is annotated as guanidinoacetate N-methyltransferase. The record is from RefSeq and is a predicted model, not a curated record. Lineage: Eukaryota; Metazoa; Chordata; Aves; Passeriformes; Passeridae. The transcript is spliced from 7 exons. Bases 16 to 876 code for a protein of 286 amino acids. Gene Ontology annotation, molecular function: guanidinoacetate N-methyltransferase activity. Gene Ontology annotation, cellular component: nucleus; cytoplasm. Gene Ontology annotation, biological process: creatine biosynthetic process.
AAGUUUUAGACUGCGAUGAGCUCUCCCCUCACACCCCUCCAGGCUGAACACACCAAGUGCCCUCAGCCGCUCCUCCAAAGGCGUUUCACCACGUCCGCCGCCCUCCUCUGCACGCUAACCCCUCACUAUCUUUCUUAUACCGUCGCGCCUAAAAAUGCGCGCAGGACUCAAGCCAUGAGCUCGGGGCCGAUCUUCGGCGAGGGCGAGGACUGCAGGGCGGCCUGGGGGGCGGCCCCGGCGGGCUACGACCAGCCCGACGCCCACCUGGAGAUCCUGGGCAAGCCGGUGAUGGAGCGCUGGGAGACGCCCUACAUGCACUCGCUGGCCACCGUGGCUGCCUCCAAGGGCGGCCGCGUGCUCGAGGUGGGCUUUGGGAUGGCCAUCGCCGCCUCCAAGGUGCAGGAAUUCGCCAUCGAGGAGCACUGGAUCAUCGAGUGCAACGAGGGCGUUUUCCGGCGCCUGGAGCAGUGGGCAAAGGCACAGCCGCACAAGGUGGUGCCCCUGAAGGGGCUGUGGGAGGACGUGGUGCCAACGCUGCCGGACGGGCACUUCAGUGGGAUCCUGUACGACACCUACCCGCUGUCAGAGGCCACCUGGCACACGCAUCAGUUCAACUUCAUCCAGGGCCACGCCUUCCGCCUGCUGCGGCCCGGAGGGGUCCUCACCUACUGCAACCUCACCUCGUGGGGGGAGCUGCUCAAGACCAGGUACAGCGACAUCGAGAAGAUGUUCGAGGAGACCCAGGUGGGGCCGCUGCUGCAGGCGGGCUUCAGGAGGGAGAACAUCAGCACGAGGGUGAUGGAGCUGCAGCCGCCCGCCGAGUGCCGCUACUACUCCCACCCCAGGAUGAUCACCCCCACCGUCCUCAAACACUGAGGGGAGCAGGAGCUGGGCAGGAGGAGAAAAGCUCUGAUCUCCUUUAAAGCCCCUGAGAGAUGGGUGGAGGAUCAGGAUGGAUUCCAGUGGACAAAAGGACAGGAAACCCCCUGCCCCAGGAGCCCCCUGCCCUGGAGGGGUCUCAUGGGCUCUGUGGAAGAUCUCACCCUGCUCUGUCCCCUCAAGAUUUGAAAUUCUCAAUUAAGCUGGAAUUUCAGAGUGUGGUUCUGGCCAAACGGGUUCCAGACCCAGCCAUUUCCUCUAAAAACUGCAUCAUUUUGAGAAAUCACAGGGUGGAUUCCCACAAGAGUCAAAUAAUCCAAACCAGGUGGGAGAAAUGGGGCAAUCUGAGGCAUUUUGAGGCAUUUCAGCUUCUCCUGAAGCAAUUCCCCAGGGAAGUUUCCCAACAUUUUCGGUCAAAGCCCACGGCAGCAAACCCUGACCCCAACACCCCCUCACAGCUCAAUAAAUGAUGUUUCCUCUCUCCCCAGAAGGGAUAAAGUCCAUUAAAAGGAAUGAAAUACCCAAA